UGUUUUAAAAUCUCGUAGCCCAGUUUUUGUUGCUCUUUUUCCGAAUUCUCACGUAGUCAAAUGGCGAACGUGACUGCCAGCCUUAAUGUUCUUAGCCUGUUGAUUUGCUUCGUGCUGAAUGCUGUGCAAUCCGAGAAUAAUCUACAGCUUGUGGAUCGAAAACCAACAAUAAAAUGGCAGCUUUAUCCUCGUACACGUGAUUACAUCAUUUCCUAUGUUGGCCGUAAUAGUCGGGCAAUGUCCUACGGUACCAUUCAACCCUAUUUAGAUUCCAGGAAACAUUCAAAAUUACAAACAGGACAUACCGUUACCGUCAUUGCACUUCAUGGACAGCGUAUUCAAAUAUCGUGCUCGGUUGUCAACCUCACAAGCACAGGAAGUUACUUGGAAUUUAGAGAGAAAGAUGGAGCCAUCGCUAAACAGCCUGUCAUCAACCGUGUCUACACAUCAAAAAGCAAUGCAAUGGCCGUCUAUUCUCAAAUCGUCAAAGAUGCUGAUUGGUUUAAUUGCAAGUGGAAGACCACCGAUUCGUACCCCAUCUACAAACUCUGUCGUGACACGGAGGCAAAAACCAUUAAUGGAACCAUCCAGGCGGUGGAUUUAGCAGAAGAAUCGCACAGAUUUUGCACGUUCUCGAUCGUCGUACCUCUUGAUCAACGCGUUCAAUUAUCGUGCUCUGUCGUCAGCCUCGUCAGCGGCUGCGGAUUGAAAUUCCACGAGGAAAGGGGCUGGAUGAACGAGGCCGGCUUGAUUUCUGCCAGACCAAUCAUAGACAGGAAUUAUACUUCAAAAGGAAAUAAAAUGGUCAUACAAGCUGAUAGUUUCAACAACAAACGAUGUCGGUUUGACUGCACCUGGAAGACGACCACAACACCUACAUACCGACUUUGCUUUGAUAAGAGAGCAAAAUCACCCAACGGAACCAUCCAACCAUUAGACGACGUCGGAAUGGAUGGACCCAGAUUUUGUCCAUUUACUAUUACCGCCCGCACUGAUCAGUUAAUACGAAUUUCGUGCUCGGUCGUCAAACUAACAACUGUGCUGAGUUCAUUGAGAUUUUACGACGGGCGGGAUGCCGGAGCCAAUGUUAUUGCUUAUCCGCCAAUUGCCAACAAAGCUUACACUUCAAAAGGUAAUACACUUGUUGUAUUUUCCUGGAAGUUUGAGGACGACUGGUUUGAUUGCGAGUGGGCGACCGUUCCCGCAUCUGGUUAAUUCUACUAUUGGCGUGAAUUGGGACGAUUUU
Daphnia carinata is the source of this 1246-nucleotide messenger RNA. RefSeq lists its product as uncharacterized. Lineage: Eukaryota; Metazoa; Arthropoda; Branchiopoda; Diplostraca; Daphniidae. The record is from RefSeq and is a predicted model, not a curated record. The transcript has 8 exons. The coding region runs from base 61 to 1215 and encodes 384 amino acids.